AUGGGAUCAGGCAUUGCACUGGUCGCAGUUGCUACAGGUCAUCAGGCAGUCCUAGUAGAUGUAAAUCAGACUGUACUGGACAAAUCUCGCCAAGGCAUCGAAAAAAAUGCUACUCGAUUUGGUAGGAAACUGUUCAAAGAAGAUCCCGCUGCGGCUGACGUGUUCGUUGCAGAGGCAUUAUCCAGACUUCAGUAUAGCACGCAAUUGGAACAAGCUGUAUCCGGCGCAGAUUUGGUUAUUGAGGCUAUUAUAGAAAAGAUGACAGUCAAACAGGACCUUUUCCGGAAAAUUGACAAUAUCGCUCCGCAACACGUGAUUUUUGUCAGCAACACAUCGUCGCUUUCAAUAGCAGAAAUGGCAGCAGUGACUAAAAGACAAGAUCGUUUCGCUGGAUUACAUUUUUUCAAUCCCGUCCCGUUGAUGAAGCUUAUCGAGGUAAUUAAAAUCGACCAAACUUCGGAAGCAACUUACAACGCACUAUUGGAAUUCGGCCGAGCCUUGGGGAAAACGUGUAUCACCUGUAAGGACACUCCAGGGUUCAUUGUCAAUCGGCUGCUGUUUACGCUGACAUCCGGUGCACUUCAGAUGCUGCACAAUCAGGACGCUUCGAUGCGAGAUAUCGAUACAGCUAUGAAAUUGGGACUGGGCCAUCCUAUGGGCCCUUUCGAGCUUAUGGAUAUGAUUGGAUUGGAUGUGACACUAAGUAUCAUGCAAGAGAGAAACGAACGCUUUCCCGGAGAUGUUUCAUUGCAAACUAUAAACAUUUUAGAGAAGCUUGUUUCCGAAAAGAAGCUUGGUGUUAAGAGUGGUGAAGGGUUUUACAGCUAUAAAUGA
This is a messenger RNA of Uranotaenia lowii, 834 nucleotides long. Its product is annotated as hydroxyacyl-coenzyme A dehydrogenase, mitochondrial-like. Gene Ontology annotation, cellular component: mitochondrion. The transcript has 3 exons. Gene Ontology annotation, biological process: fatty acid beta-oxidation. NCBI's taxonomy places the organism in Eukaryota, Metazoa, Arthropoda, Insecta, Diptera, Culicidae. The coding region runs from base 1 to 834 and encodes 277 amino acids. The record is from RefSeq and is a predicted model, not a curated record. Gene Ontology annotation, molecular function: (3S)-3-hydroxyacyl-CoA dehydrogenase (NAD+) activity; NAD+ binding.